This is a messenger RNA of Drosophila mauritiana, 1153 nucleotides long. RefSeq names its product dehydrogenase/reductase SDR family member 4 (gene Dhrs4). Bases 111 to 1079 code for a protein of 322 amino acids. Lineage: Eukaryota; Metazoa; Arthropoda; Insecta; Diptera; Drosophilidae. The transcript is spliced from 4 exons. The record is from RefSeq and is a predicted model, not a curated record. Gene Ontology annotation, molecular function: carbonyl reductase (NADPH) activity.
GAAAAGAAGAAGAUAACUAGUAAACAGUUUGGAGAUUCGUAGUUAAAAUAGGGAAAAUCAAUUAUUAGGCAACGAAUCUCAAGAUCCUUCUCAAAAAUCCUACUUCAAAAAUGUUACAUCUGAGCAAACAACUGGUGGUCAGGGCGCCCAAGAUCCGUCUGAGUGCCAGCGCUGUGAGUGGAAGUGGUCAAAGUUCAAGUCUCGAUCAAAACAGCAACAAUUACAGCCCAAAACUCGUUGGCCCUAAUCUCAAUCAAUGCCACAAACGUUUGUCCAGCAGUAGUCAAAGUUCGACAGCCGGCACGAUGAAGCGUUUGGCAGGGAAAGUAGCUGUGGUCACCGCCUCCACCGAUGGCAUUGGUUUCGCGAUUGCCAAAAGGCUGGCCGAAGAUGGCGCCGCAGUGGUCAUCAGCAGUCGCAAGCAAAAGAAUGUGGACUCUGCUCUGGCGGAGCUGCGCAAACUGAACUUGAAUGUCCACGGACUGAAGUGCCAUGUCAGCGAACCCGAGGAUCGCAAACAGCUCUUCGAGGAGACCAUCAGCAAGUUUGGCAAGCUGAACAUUCUGGUCAGCAAUGCCGCCACCAAUCCUGCGGUGGGCGGUGUCCUCGAGUGCGACGAGAAGGUGUGGGACAAGAUCUUCGAUGUGAACGUGAAGAGUUCCUAUCUGCUGGCCAAGGAGGCACUGCCUCUCCUGCGCCAGCAAAAGAACUCCAGCAUCGUUUUCGUCUCCUCCAUUGCUGGCUAUGAUGCCUUUGAGCUACUGGGAGCCUAUUCCGUCAGCAAGACCGCGCUGAUUGGCUUAACCAAGGCUGCCGCCAAGGAUCUGGCGCCCGAGGGCAUUCGCGUCAACUGCCUGGCUCCAGGAGUCAUCAGGACAAAGUUCUCGAAAGCACUCUACGAGAAUGAGUCGGCGAAUGAAGCGGCUUUGAGCAAAAUACCCAUGGGUCGUCUGGGCACCAGCGAGGAGAUGGCUGGCGUGGUCUCCUUUUUGGUCUCCGAGGAUGCGGGCUACAUUACCGGAGAGUCCAUUGUGGCCGGCGGUGGAAUGACAGCUCGUUUUAGUUACAAAAUAGAAUAGAAAACAGGGAAGGACUAAGAGGAGCGCAGCUUGGCCAGCUGAUCGGCAAUGUCCUUCUCGGUGCGCUUGCCACU